Talpa occidentalis (Iberian mole) is the source of this 3466-nucleotide messenger RNA. RefSeq names its product mohawk homeobox (gene MKX). Gene Ontology annotation, molecular function: DNA-binding transcription factor activity, RNA polymerase II-specific; RNA polymerase II cis-regulatory region sequence-specific DNA binding. Gene Ontology annotation, cellular component: nucleus. Gene Ontology annotation, biological process: regulation of transcription by RNA polymerase II; muscle organ development; cell development. NCBI's taxonomy places the organism in Eukaryota, Metazoa, Chordata, Mammalia, Eulipotyphla, Talpidae. Bases 22 to 1080 code for a protein of 352 amino acids. The record is from RefSeq and is a predicted model, not a curated record. The transcript has 6 exons.
GCGCCCCUGCCCGCCCGCACCAUGAACACCAUCGUCUUCAACAAGCUCAGCGGCGCGGUGCUUUUUGAGGACCACGGCGCUCCGGAGCGGGAGCGGGGCGGCAGGCCCUACGGCGGCGUGCUGGACAGUCCCCACGCCCGCCCCGAGGUGGGCAUUCCGGACGGCCCGCCCCUCAAGGACAACCUCGGCCUGAGACACCGGAGGACCGGGGCCCGGCAGAACGGCGGGAAGGUGAGGCACAAGCGGCAGGCCCUACAGGACAUGGCCAGGCCCCUCAAGCAGUGGCUUUACAAGCACCGUGACAACCCCUACCCCACCAAGACCGAGAAGAUACUCUUGGCUCUGGGCUCGCAGAUGACGCUAGUGCAGGUGUCAAAUUGGUUUGCUAAUGCAAGACGUCGUCUUAAGAAUACUGUUCGACAGCCAGAUUUAAGCUGGGCUUUAAGAAUAAAGUUGUACAACAAGUAUGUUCAAGGAAAUGCUGAACGACUUAGUGUAAGCAGUGAUGAUUCAUGUUCUGAAGAUGGAGAAAACCCUCCAAGAAACCACAUAAAUGAAGGGAGCUAUAGUAAUCCAGUUCACCAUCCUGUGAUUAAAAAUGAGAGCUCAGUCAUAAAAGCUGGAGUGAGGCUGGAGCCACGGGCCAAUGAGGACUACGUGUCACCCCCAAAGUACAAGAGCAGUUUGUUGAACCGUUACCUUAACGACUCUCUAAGACACGUCAUGGCUACAAACGCCGCCAUGAUGGGAAAGACAAGGCAAAGAAACCAUUCGGGAUCUUUUAGUUCCAAUGAAUUUGAGGAAGAAUUGGUGUCUCCCUCGUCAUCAGAAACUGAAGGCAACUUUGUCUAUCGCACAGACACUCUGGAAAAUGGAUCCAGUAAGGGAGACAGUGCAGCUAAUAGAAAGGGUCCAAGCAAGGACGACACAUACUGGAAGGAGAUUAAUGCAGCCAUGGCCUUAACAAAUCUUGCACAGGGAAAAGACAAACUGCAGGGAACCACCAGCUGCAUUAUCCAGAAGUCAUCACAUAUAGCAGAAGUAAAGACGGUCAAAGUGCCACUGGCCCAGCAGUUCUAAGCAUCUGUCACAUGUCAGAUCAAUGGCUAUUCCUCAUGUCCGUGUUUUUUCAUAAAUCCUCAUUUUCAGAGCCGAAGUAGGCGUAAAAAAGACUCCCUUUCAAACCUCUUCUUGUUUUUUAAUUAUCCUAACUAUAUCAUUUAAUUGCUUCUAUAAAAGACAUAUAAGUUAUAAAAAACUCACUUUAAUCAAAAAAUAUUAACUUAUUUUAUGUUACUCAAAACUAUGCAUAAAAUGUCUGCAUUGCCAUUACAGUAAGUGCCUUGCUUCCCGAAAAUAAGCUACAACGUGGGCAUAGCAGAACAACUAUGCCUCAAAAUGACAGCGCCAUCAUGCUUAUUAGCCUGUGUGUAUCGUUCCAGAUGGACAUUCCAGGGUAGAAACCAUAAUUGUUGAAAGCCCUUGAAAUGCAGUCAAUAAUUCACAUGUUAGAACUUGAAAAUCUAUUCAGUCCAAGUGAAAUGUUCCCUUAGAAAAACUUUUCUAGUAUCUUAAACUGUUUGGUGUGUUUUUCCGAGUGACAGCGAGAAUUUUAUGCCUGCAUAUCUGAUAUACAAAACUGAAAGCUAUUGUGCACCUUCAAGAAGAAUCUCAGUGAGUUCACUGUGAUCAGAAACCUUUCUCCAAGCACUGCUGGAAAACACCAUGCCUUUUAGAAUGAAUUUGGAUUUUCUUUCUCUUAAGUCAUGAUGAAGGUUAGGGAAAAAAAAAACAAAACUUCUUUAUAUAAAUAACUCAAAAUGUUCUUGCAUAGACCUAAACCUAUACUUUGUUUUUAAAACAUAGCCCUGUUUGCAUUAGCUUUUAGUGGGUUUUGUGAUAGAAAGUGUUUUUUAUAUGGAACAGCUAAAAACUUUUUAUUUGGUUCAUUUCAAAUUACAGUUGCUGGUAGACAAUUAUAUUGCAAUGAGAACAAGACAAUGAAAGAAAUGUAUCUCUAUGUGAAUAUGCAUAUACACACAUAACAUUGAUUUUUAAAUUUAAAACACAUGGAAAGCAAAACAUUGAACAGUCUCUGAAUUUUGCCAAGUAAGACAUUCAAGUAAAAGUUAAGUGAAAUCAUGCAUUAAAAGAAAGAACGUUUUGUUUCUAAAUGAGACUAUCAUUGAGUGAGAAUAAUCAGUAUCAAGAAAGAAGAAUAUCUUUUUCAAUCAAGCAAUAAUAUUCUAGUCAGCUUGGGUAUACUUGAAACUUGAAUAAACAGUGGAGAUGCCAAAUAUAACAGAAUAUAUGUGCUCCAGAGAAAUAAAAAGGAUUUGACUCUUUUAUGGUUGGGUGUUUGUUCUGGGUUUGUCAAUCUAUUUUGUAGCUUUGUUUUUUUUUUUUUGUUUUUUUUUUAACUGGAAAAUGUUUUUGUGAGUGUGAAUGAGAGCCCAUAGUGCAGCCACGUGGGAACAUUUUCUUUAUUUUUCAAAACCUUUUUAAAACCAAAGGCUGCUCUGGUUGAUAGAUGAACAAAAUCAGUCUUGAUAUAAAUUGUGUGACACUUUUUCAUGUAUCACAGCAUUUGGGGAUAGGGUUAAUUUAGUGUAAUGAAGAUAAUUUGAUAUAAAAAUAUUUUGUGUAUAUGUAAUACUUUGUUUUUAAAUUGCAGUAACAGUAAGUGCAAAGCAAGAUAUGUAAAUUAUGACUGUAUGAUCAGAUGAAGUAUGAGUUCGUUUGAUUACUUAAGUAGAUUCAGAUCCAUGAUAAAAACUUUGGAAUAUUUACAAAACAGUUUUGCCAAAAUGUGAUCAUGUCAAUGACAACAAAGGACAAGUACUUCAAUCUUUUUUCAUACUAUUAUAAGUUAUUCUGGUACUAAAUAUUUUAAUAAAAUUGUUUUUGUUUUGACAUUUCAGUUAGAUGAAUGGAUGCUGGUUGUUUUUUAUUUGAAUUAGUCAUAAUUCAUUUUUGCCAUCUUUUAAAAAAGAAUCAGCAAAUUUGUUCUGUUAAAAAUUAUAAAUAACAAGCCAAUAUAGGACAUCUAUUUGUGUGAUUUUUUUUUUUUUGAACUACCAUAGCUUGAAGUCUGGCCUAUAAAUAUGUCAAGAAGAUUGUAUAAUUAGCACAUCCUUGGCAAUAUGUCCAGUUGGGAUUACUUUUAAUUUAUUUCUUCCUUUGCUACUUUAAAAUUUUCUGGAAAUUAAAGUCCACCCAAAUCUUUAAAAGAAUCUUGAACAAUGCUGAGCCAGCAGCUGAGAAUCUAACUCAUAAUUUAUGUUAUAGAGAAAUGGAAUUACCUCUAUUCUUUGUUUUGUCAUAUGUAAUCAUUUUAAUAAAAUUAAUAAUUGCCAGGAGUUCUUGACAGAUUUAAAAUAAAAGUUAAUUUCUAGACCUCAGUGAUCAUAUGAAUUUUUGUUUUCCUUUGAGAGUUGACCAGGUGGAAAAAAGAAGCAGAACAGAA